Molecule: messenger RNA, 1448 nt
Organism: Brassica napus (rape)
Lineage: Eukaryota; Viridiplantae; Streptophyta; Magnoliopsida; Brassicales; Brassicaceae
Product: NAC domain-containing protein 18
Exons: 3
Coding region: 41-1135 (364 amino acids)
Biological process (GO): regulation of DNA-templated transcription
Molecular function (GO): DNA binding
Source: RefSeq, a predicted model, not a curated record
AGAUUCCAGUGGAUAAAAACCAUUCAUACUUGGCUUUUUUAUGCAUCCAUUUAAAAUACAAGAGAGCUUAACGCCGACUCUCACAAGCAAAGUGUCAACCAUCUCUCUUGCCUUUUUUUUUUCUCUCAAAAGAAAAAUCAGAUCAGAAUAUAUGCAGGUUAUGGAGACUACAGAUUCUUCCGGUGGUCCGCCGCCGCAGCCAAACCUUCCUCCCGGAUUCCGAUUCCACCCAACCGACGAAGAACUCGUGAUCCACUACCUCAAACGCAAAGCAGACUCUUCUCCUUUACCAGUCGCCAUCAUCGCCGACGUCGAUCUCUACAAACACGAUCCAUGGGAACUUCCCGAGAAGGCUUUGUUCGGAGAACAAGAGUGGUACUUCUUCAGUCCACGUGAUCGGAAAUAUCCAAACGGAGCUAGACCGAACCGAGCUGCUACUUCCGGUUAUUGGAAAGCGACCGGUACAGAUAAACCGGUGAUUUCAACCGGAGAUGGUAACAAAAAAGUCGGAGUCAAGAAAGCUCUCGUGUUCUACACUGGGAAGCCACCGAAAGGAAUUAAAUCAGAUUGGAUCAUGCAUGAAUAUCGCUUAGCCGAUAAUAAACCUAGUCUCAGGUGUGACUUUGGUCACAAGAAAAAUUCUCUCCGGCUUGAUGAUUGGGUGUUGUGUCGGAUCUACAAGAAAAACAACAGUACAUCAUCCCGACAUCAUCUUCAUCAUCAUCUGGAUAACGAUAAGGAUCAUCAUCAUCAUUUUCAUCAUGACAUGCUGAUGGAUGAUGAUCUUUACCGUCUUCCUCUGUCGGUUCCCAGUCAAAACGUUUCAAGAAUGAAUCUUUUCCCGGCGGUUUUCUCCGAUAACAACGACCCGGCGGAUAUAUACGACGGAGGUGGCGGCGGAGCCGGUUACUCGAUGAAUCACGAUUUUGCAUCGUCGUCUGGAUUGAAUCAGAAACCGAAUAUUCCGGUGCCGUUUUGGGAUCAAGAUCCGGCUAAGAGGUUUAACGGCGGCGUUGGAGACUGUUCUGACAUGGUCUCUUCAGUGGCAGCGCCGUCAUCAAUGCAGCAGCAAGGUGGGGUUUUGGGGGAUGGUUUAGACAGGACCUCGUACCAUUUAACCGGUUUGAAUUGGUAAUUAUUUCCGGUCGGUUCGCUGUGAAAAUUAGAAAUCGAACUUAGAAUGAGUUCGGUUUACAUAUUUUGAAGAUUUGUGUAUACGGUUUGAGUAAUUUGGGAAAUUGGUUACGGUUGAUUGGUUAUUGUAUAGGGUUAGAAAGAUGGAGAUUAAAGAGAUUAGAGAGGUGAAGAAUGAGGCAACAUAUAGAAGAUACAAAUUAAUUUUAUUUUCCUCUUAUGAUGGUUAUUAUUAUUCACUAAACGUAUAGUAGAUGUUUCAUGUUUGUAUACUGUAUAAAUUGAUGCAUGUAAAUAUAAAUAACAGUUGUAGA